This is a messenger RNA of Scophthalmus maximus (turbot), 4861 nucleotides long. It is a transcript of the gene npas4a, whose product is annotated as neuronal PAS domain protein 4a. The transcript has 8 exons. Gene Ontology annotation, biological process: regulation of transcription by RNA polymerase II. Gene Ontology annotation, molecular function: DNA-binding transcription factor activity, RNA polymerase II-specific; protein dimerization activity; RNA polymerase II transcription regulatory region sequence-specific DNA binding. The record is from RefSeq and is a predicted model, not a curated record. The coding region runs from base 406 to 3207 and encodes 933 amino acids. Lineage: Eukaryota; Metazoa; Chordata; Actinopteri; Pleuronectiformes; Scophthalmidae.
CCGGUGUUCAGCGCGAGAGACGGCUACCGCAGCCGACUGACCCGCACUCCGACAGGGGCACAGACACGCAGCAGCCGGCACCCGAGCUGGACGCGGUGGCGGCGCGGAGGCAGACGCAGACAGGACAGGAGAAGGGUUUUUAAAACCUUGCUCCGAACCCCCCCCCCCCCCUCCCCAAAAACAACAACAACAACAACAACAACAACAACAAACAACCCAGAAAGAAAAUAGCUGAGAUGAAAGUCCUUUAACGCGCCUCAGAGAUCGUUCUCCUCCUCUCUGACAACCUGUCUCUCCACACUCCUCGGCCGAGGCGCGACGUGGAAGCAGCACUCCGCGCUCACAACUCUGCAACUCGCAUCUGCAGGACUUCCGGUCCGUUACCCGCCGCGCCAGCCGGACGCGAUGUACCGCUCGACCAAGGGGGCGUCCAAGGCCCGACGGGACCAGAUCAACGCCGAGAUCCGGAGCCUGAAGGACCUGUUGCCCAUAUCCGAGGCGGACAAGGCGAGGCUCUCGUACCUGCACAUCAUGUCGCUGGCCUGCAUGUACACCAGGAAAUCCGUCUUCUUCACCCAAGAAGCGGGAGCCGCUGCUAGUCUGGAGGAGAGCAUGCGGUUUCUGUCUUCCCACGAGCUGUCGGAGCUCAUGCAGGCGCUGCCGGGCUUCCUGAUGCUGCUGACCGGGGAGGGGAAGCUCCUGUACAUGUCGGACGGCGUCUCCGAGCACCUCGGACACUCCAUGGUGGAUCUCGUGGCACAGGGCGACAGUGUGUACGACAUCAUCGACGCCUCGGACCACCUCAUCAUGAGGACCAACCUGUCGGCCUCCACAUCAAUUGAGAUAGAGCGUCUCUUCCGCUGUCGUUUCAACACCUCCAAGUCCGUGCGGAGGCAGAGUGCCGGGAACAAGCUGGUUCUGAUCAGAGCUUGCUGCCUCUCCCCGCCCUCCACCCCUCCCGCCGCCGGGUCCUACUGGACCUCCAACCCCGUGUGGGUGUGUUUCUGCUCCCCCCUGGAGCCCCACCCGACCCGCUCCGGGGCAGAGAGGGAGCUGACCACCGCCCCUCCCCUGGCUGACAGCAACUUGUUCCUGUCCUGCUUCUACUCCCAACACGGCCGCGACAUGAGGCUGGAGACCGCACAGGACAGUGUGAGCGCCUAUCUUGGCUUUGAUGUGACAGCGUUACGCUCUCGCUCCUGGUACAGCCUCCUCCACCCACAGGAUCUGUCACAUGCCUCUGCUCAGCACCGCAGCCUAUUGAGGGAGGGAGGAGAGGGCAGAGCCGAGAUGGUGGUGCGUGUGCAAGCUCAGGACCAGUCUUGGGUUUGGCUCUACAUGGUGCUGCAGCUGCAGCCUGGAGAAAUCCCCAUCAACAGCAACAACUAUAUCAUCAGUGAGUCCGAGGCCUGGUCAGUGCGUCAGCAGCUCAGCUCAGAGCAGACCCGGCUCACCCUGGUACUGACCUCCGGCUCUCACCAGGAGGGUCUGAGCAUGCAGUCCCCAGAAACCCUGUCCAGCCCGGACCAGGUCUUCACCCCAGGCAGCAGUGGUCUGUCGGCCCAGUCCUUUGACUUCAGCACCGCUGGCUGCAGCGUGGGCUCCUCUGAUGAGCCGGGGAGCUCUGCAGCUGAGGCCAUGCAGGUGGAGGGCGACCCUCGUUCCAGUAUCUCCUCAAUGGAGGAAGAAAGCUUCUUUCAGCAGCAUCCCACUGAGAGGCCAUCGGCUGCCUCCUCCCCCACCCCAGUCACCGUUGAAACAGUGGCAGACCUUGACUUUUUAACCCAGACCAUUCUCCUGCCACCGUCCUUCCAGCUCGACCCUCCGCUGCCCGCUCUCCCCCUUCCCCUCCCACCUGUCCCCACCGCGCAAGCUCAGCAGACAAAAGAGUUUGUGUGCACGCCACCCUACACUCCACACAUCAGUGGGCCUAGCUUCCCAUUCAGUGAACCACUCUUCAGCUUUGACCCCACGGGCACUACCACACCUCCGCCCUCUGCUACAACAGCCACUGCCACCACCUCUUUAGCCCCCUCAGCGUCUCCCUCUGCUCCACCAACUACCGCCUCCAGCCCUGCUCCCCCUACAAACCUCUCCACCAAGCUUCCCCUCGCUCUACCCACCCCGUCCACCGAUCUCCUCUUCCCCAUUGAGCCCUGCAGCGGCUCCCUCUAUGAGAAACUGCCCCCCACACCCGACAGCCCCGGAGACGGCGACUGCACAGUGAUGACUCUGCCUGAGGUACGGGGUCCACUGUAUGUAGACGUACCACUAGGGCCCCUCCAGUGUCCCCCUGAUGGCCUCCUCACCCCCGAGGCAUCACCUGGUAAACAGUCCUUCCUCUCUUUCUUCUCCCUGGAGAGAGAGCGGGAGAAGGAGAGGGCAGAAAUCUCUCUCUUAGCUCAGCACAUCAGCUCCCUGGCAGAGGGAUUCUACCUGGAUCCGCUCUUGUCCAAACUCUCUCCUCCCUCCAUGUCACCCUCAUCCUCCCCUCCGUCCCCCUUCCUCUCUCCCACCAUAGAAACAGUUGAUGUCGAUUCAGUCUACAUGCAGAGGGAGUUUUAUCCCAUCAAAGCAUGGAGAGGACUGGACAUGCCCAUGUUCCUAGAUGAUGAUGACUCUCUGUUUGAAGAGAGCAUCCUAGAAACCCUGCUCCAAGACGACUUUGCUCCUCCUCAGACCCCCCACCCCUCCCCCCCCUCCCCGUGCACCUCUCCUUUGCCCAAUCCCUCCAGCCCAGUCUGUCCUCUAACCCCAGUGUGCUGGCGCCAACCCUCCCAGUUUGAGGGAGUGGGCCACAUCUGUAGCGUCCAAUCGGCGCAAUGUAACUCCAUGGCUGGGUGUGGGGCGACUGUGGCUUCUGAGGCUGGGGUACAGGCGGAAGGGGAGGGGCUAGCGGAGGAAGCAAUGGAGAUUGAGGUGGUGUCAUCUCCUGUAUCCUCUUGCUCCUCCAUUCCAGCUUCCCCUCCCCUCAUUCUCACUGCCUCCCCCAGCCCCGCCAUCUCCAUGCCCAUCGGCUCACCCACGCCCGCCAUGUCUUGCACUCAGUCCCUCCUGGAGGAACUGGCCGUCCUUGAACCCAUGUUUGGGGCAGGUGCCUCGAUCGCCCCUGGCUUAGGGCAACAACCUGAGUUGUAUCAACUCCAAUGUCAUCCAUCGCCACAGUGCUUCCACAAAGAUGGGAGUGGAAGUGUUCCUCCGUUCUAAAAUAAGUCUGUGACUUACUUCAUUAAGUAUGGCAUAUUGUCAUAUUUUGUGGAGCCACUUUUACUGAAAAGUAAAGAAUUAUUAAGUGUAUAAAUAUACAUAAUGUAUAUACAACUUAAGGACUUUAACUCCUACAUGUCUCCUAAGAACAAAGAUUGGCUUUAUAUUUUUGUUCAGUCAUAGUCUGUGUACUACUGCAAAACAGGUGCAACAUUAAAUACACGAUGGUGCAACCGCAUGGGCCCAUAACUGACUGGGUUUUGGGUCCAUGUGGUGUUUUUCAGCUUCUCUGUAACACGAGUUCCAGAUAUAACCAGACAGAGAAACGUCUCUGAACUUUUAAGCGCUGUUUUAACUUCCAGACGCGCAUUUGUAUUCACUCGUAGUGAAAACUCUGUCGUGAACAAUAGCACUUUUGCCUGACAUGCAGCAACGCAAACCCAAACCUCAAAUGUACUGGAAGUCAAAUAUUUACAAAUUGUUUGCAUCCCUAGGAUGACCACUAUCAGAACAUGAAAAGAAGCAUGAGUUAUUGCAGUGUAAUCUUCAGUCCAGUCUUCAGAGCUGCUACAGCUCAGGUUUGACGGCACUCUGCCUUCACAGCCUUUAAGGCUUUUAUCAAAUCUCUCUAAUGAUAAUAAUCAACUCAACACUUGAGAAACUUUGAGCUUCGGGUUUGUGCUUGAAACCUUUAACAUUUCAUAUUUAUCUCUCCAUCUAAAAUCUUGUGUAUCAAUGUGAUGUGCAAAACAAAACAAAAAAAAGAAAACACGUGAAGAGAUCCUGGCAUGUGACGAUCUCAAGAAUGUUAGCGGUGUCCAUUGCUUCACGAGAUGAAACACCAAAACAAGAGAUUGUCUGGAAGUUUGAGAUCUGAUCAUGCCACGAAUUCACUGCUACGUUGUACUGUACAUUAGACUCUGAAUGUGUGCUCUUCAGGUCGCUCAUGGCCUGAGGGCAGUCGGCUGGAUAUUCUUGCAGCAUCAAUAUUUGCAAUGCUGGCAGCUUAUAGCGGCUCCUGUGUGCCUGAAAUGGCCCUGACCUGCUGAACUCUUUAUCAUGUCCAUUCAAUGUGGACAGUUGCAUCGUUGCUCCACUGGAGCCGCGGUGCAGUGAGGCACAAUUGACUAUGUGAAUGAGCGAUUCUUCUUUUUUGAGAGGGGUUAGAAUACUAAAGUUUUGUUUUAAAAAAUGAAAAAUAGGGAUUGGGUGCUAUUUCUAUUCAGUUACCAAGCGACACGGCUUGAGAAUGGUACUAUUCCCACGGUGUCGACAUGCUCACGUAGAGUUGUCUACGGUCAAGUAAAGGAUUGAUUCCUACGUUCUAGCUAUUAAAGGCUAAGUUAAUAUACAUGUGUAAAAUUAUAUAAUUGUAUGUGUGGUAUUUGAAAAAAUGAUGUUAUUGCAUAUGCAUUAUGUCUGAAGAUACAGGCAUAUGUUCUUUUCAGAAAGGUUGUACACAUUUGUACAUUUGUAUGAAACAGUUAUUGGUCUGUAAAUAUGAGAAAGAGAUUUUUAUUGCCAAAAAUGGAAUAUAUUCUGAACAUCUUAUUUACUGCAGAAUGGACAUUGUGGACCAGUGUUCUAUCGUGAUGCUUAUAAGUGUAUUUGGUUGUCAUACAAAUGCAUUUAUAUUAAAGUGCACUUAAUGCGA